This is a messenger RNA of Oncorhynchus mykiss (rainbow trout), 2989 nucleotides long. RefSeq names its product vav guanine nucleotide exchange factor 3b (gene vav3b). Gene Ontology annotation, cellular component: plasma membrane; cytoplasm. NCBI's taxonomy places the organism in Eukaryota, Metazoa, Chordata, Actinopteri, Salmoniformes, Salmonidae. The record is from RefSeq and is a predicted model, not a curated record. Gene Ontology annotation, molecular function: guanyl-nucleotide exchange factor activity; protein binding. Gene Ontology annotation, biological process: cell migration; regulation of GTPase activity; intracellular signal transduction.
UAUUGCGCACCUCGCGAUUCUGCUGGAGUGGAGCAGAAAGUAGCGUCACUUUCUUCAUCGUCACAAGGAACAGAACCAGAGUGACAGUUUUCAAACGUCUAGUUCUUCGUUUACAAUGUCGAUUCAAACACUUAUUGAAUAGACUUAACUAUUUUUAGUUAUUCUUCUACUUUGUUUCGACUCUCGAAAGCGGAGAUGAAGUACUGGCGGCAGUGCGCGUUGUGGCUGAUAAACUGCAAGGUGCUUCCUCCGACCCAUCGGGUAACCGGGGACAGUGCCCAGGUAUUUGACUUGGCUCAGACGCUCCGGGACGGGGUGCUGCUCUGUCAGCUGCUCAACAACUUGAAACCCCACACCAUCAACCUGAAGGAGAUUAACCUUAGACCACAGAUGUCUCAGUUCCUCUGCUUGAAGAAUAUCCGGACCUUCCUGACAUCCUGCUGUGAGGUGUUUGGGAUGAAGAAGACUGAUCUGUUCGAGGCCUUUGAUCUGUUUGAUGUCCGGGACUUUGGAAAGGUGAUGGAUACUCUGUCCAUGCUCUCCUACUCCACGGUCGCACAACAGGCAGGAAUCAAGCCCUUUCCAACAGAGGAGAGUCUGAAAGACGAGGAUAUUUACAGUCAUCUGAAGGACCUGAUUGAUGAGAACGUUCUAGAGGAUGAGGAAGAGUUGUAUGCUCCAGUCUACGGGUUGGAUGACACCGAUGAAGGAGGAGAGAUCUAUGAAGACCUGAUGAGGACCGAACAGCACCCUACACUGAAGCAGGCUGAGAAUGUGAGAAGCUGCUGCCUCUCAGAGAUCAAACAAACAGAGGAGAGAUACACAGAGACCCUGGAGUCUAUAGAGAAGUACUUUUUGAAUCCACUGAAGAAAUUUUUCACUGCGUCAGAAAUCGACAAGGUUUUCGUCAACAUCCCUGACCUGGUGAAAGUCCAUAAGAGUCUGAUGCUGGAGGUGCAAGAGUCCAUUCUCAACAAGAACGCCUUAAACCUCUACCAGGUCUUCAUUGCCUAUAAGGACAGGCUACUCAUUUAUGGAAUCUACUGCAGCCACGUUGAGAUAUCCAUCACAGUGUUGGACUUUAUUUGUAAGGAGAAAGAGGACGUACGACUAAAGCUAGAGGAAUGUUCUAAAAGAGCCAACAAUGGGAAGUUCACUCUGAGAGAUCUACUGGUGGUUCCCAUGCAGAGAGUCCUCAAGUACCAUCUCCUACUACAGGAGCUGGUCAAACACACCCCCGACGCAGCCGACAAGAACAACCUGAAGACGGCUCUGGACGCCAUGAAGGACUUGGCUCAGUAUGUCAACGAGGUGAAGAGAGACAAGGAGACUCUGAAGGAGAUCAACCAGUAUCAACGCUCCAUCGAGAACCUGAACCAGCCCCUGGAGAGCUACGGACGGCCCAAGGGGGACGGAGAGGUCCGAAUGGUGUCUAAUGUUGACAAGAAGAAACAGGACAGACAUAUCUUCCUGUUUGACGGGGCUGUGAUCGUCUGUAAGAGACGAGGAGACAACUAUGAGAUGAAGGAUGUGAUCGAUCUCAACUACUUUAAGAUCACCAACAACCCCACCCAGGAUAGAGAGAGCAAGAAGUGGUUCUAUGGUUUCUACCUGACCCAUCAGCAGGGGCAGAGCGGCUUUGAGUUCUUCUUCAAGACCAAGGAGCUGAAGAAGAAGUGGCUGGACCAGUUUGACAUGGCAAUAUCCAACAUCAGACCAGAGAACUCCAGUAACAACUUCCACCAGUUCAGGAUGCAUACCUUCAUCAGAAUCACUACCUGUAGCUCCUGUCACCUGCUCCUCAGGGGUAUCUUCAACCAGGGCUAUCUCUGUCUUAAGUGUGGACUCGGAGCUCAUAAGGAAUGCCUGGGUAGAGUGGGUGUCUGUGGAAGAACUGAUUCUGCCAAGCUGAGGCCUGAGAGGGCUCCGACGGUGCGGAAACAACCAGACCCAGGUCUCCCUAGGAUGCUGGUGAUCAGAGACUACUGUGGCAUCCCCUCUCCCCAGAGUGCCCCCCCGUUGACCAUCCAUGCUGGGGACAUCAUCGAGCUCAUCUGUGCCGACCUACACAGCUCCUGGUGGCAGGGCAAGAUCUUGGCGACGAGUGAGAUUGGUUCCUUUCCCAGCGAUGCCGUUAGGCCAUGCCCAUGUGUACCCAAACCAGUGGAUUAUUCAGCCCAGCUGUGGUUUGCAGGACCAAUGGAGAGGCAGGAGGCGGCGGUAAAGCUGAUGGACAGAGAGAACAGCACCUACCUGAUCAGACACCGGACCAGAGAGUCUAACGAGUAUGCCAUCAGUAUCAAGUUCAACGAUGACGUCAAACACAUCAAGAUCCUGACAAAGAAUGAAUGCUUUUACAUCGCAGAGACCAGGCUGUUUAAGACUGUGUUGGACCUGGUAGACUACUACAAGCAGCAUUCUCUGAGAGAGGGCUUCAAGAGUCUGGACACAACACUGCAGGUACCAUUCAGGGAGCCAAGCAACGGGAACAGCCUGCCCCAAGGCAUCCGACACACUGGCACUGUGUUCUCUCCCAGGGUGGUGGGCAUCGCGUUGGCACGCUACGACUUCAGCUCCAGAGACACCAGAGAGCUGUCUCUACAAGAGGGAGACGUGGUCAAGAUCUACACCAAGAUGGCUAACGGCUGGUGGAAGGGAGAGGUCAACGGCAGGGUGGGCUGGUUCCCUUCUACAUAUGUGGAAGAGGAAGACUGAGCUGGUUGAUUAAACCUCAGCUCUCAGGUGACACGGCUAUAGCCCACACUGCACUACGGCUCCAGACAUCCUCCAGGUUGUGGAGCCACAGCAUCCUGGCACUCUGAUAGAACUCAGACAAGACAAAAGCCCCAAGCCAGACAGAUGGAAGUAGGAAAUGCCCUCUAUCCUCAUCCAUCCUCACCCUACCUCACCCAUCCUCAACACACCCAUCCUCCUCAACACACCCCACCUCAGCCCCUCCCUCCCAUCCUCACCCCUCCUCACCCUUCCU